AUAUGUAUAUGUGUGACGAUGAAUGCUAUGAGAUUUUAAGCCCUAAAGGACAAACUAAAACCACAAAAUAUUACUACUACCAAGACCCACACUGAUUUUACCAUAUGGCUGCAACUGCAACUACUACUACUUCUACAAAUCUCAAAUUCCAAAUCCAACCCAUUAAACCCAAACGCCGACGUUGCCGUGAAACCACCAUUACCACUACUACAAACCCUUCUCAUUAUUCACCCACCAACUGUUCGACACAAUGCCUCAACGAAACUCAUAAAGUUGAUACACCCACUAUCGUCUCACCAGACAACUCAUGGUGUUGUCCUGCUUCUAAAUCACCCUCGCCGUCGCCGUCGCCGUUGCCGCCGCCGCCGCAACCCAUUUCCUCCUGUUCCUCCUCGAUUUCGGAUAAUACCAAGAUCCGAUACUCGCCGACGACGUUCCCUCGAGUAAUGGAAUCUAUCGGUACCCUUUACGGCGGCGGUGGAGGAGGUGGUACUCCGAUCCCAAAUAACAACACCCACGAAGGAUUUCCGUCGUCUUUUAGUAAAUUCAACUCAGCGCUUACUGCGGGGUUGCUGAACCCAAUGUCACCGCCACCUUCUAUGGAUAAGACUCGUUCGAGUCCGACCCUUUUCGAAAUGAUGGCGAAUGAACCUGAAUGUAUUACGAGAUCGACAAUUAACACACCCAUUUCAAAUGGAUGCUCAAAUCAGAAGCCAGCUUCGUUUGUACCACUGGACAAACAGGCGUUAAUGCAACAGCGACUUUUGGAUCUUUUAGCUUGUAGAAGCCCAGGGAGUCAGUUUAAUGAUUCAGGUUCGAGUGAUGUGAAGUUAACAUUGAGUUCUAACGAUGGUUUGAGUGUUGCUAUGAAUGUUCAUAGGCAGAUCUUGGUGGUCCAUAGUCGUUUUUUUGCUGUGAAGUUGUCGGAGAAAUGGGUAAAGCAACAGAGAAAUUCAGGUCCUUACAUUGUUGAGAUUGCGGAUUGUGAUGAUAUUGAAGUGUAUAUUGAAACUUUGAGAUUGAUGUAUUGCAAGGAUUUGAGGAGAAGGCUCAUGAAAGAAGAUGUUUCCAAAGUCCUUGGGAUCUUAAAGGUUUCUGCUGCAAUUGGGUUCGAUGCGGGGGUGUUAUCGUGCCUGGAGUAUUUGGAAGCUGCUCCUUGGGCUGAGGAUGAAGAAGAAAAGGUAGCUUCACUGUUGUCUGAGCUUCGUCUUGAAGGAGUAGGUGCUGGGGAAGUUUUAAGGAGGGUAUCUCUUGAUGUUACAUCGGGAACAGAGAGUGGAAAUGGGAAUGAGGAAGUGCUUCUCAAGCUAUUGCAUGUGGUUCUUGAAGGGAAAGAUGAGAAGGCGAGACGAGAGAUGAAAGGGUUAGUAUCCAAAAUGUUGCAUGAGAAUUCAUCUCAUAACGAUUUGAGGAAAGAGUCAUUGUAUUCAGCUUGCAAUGCAUGCCUGCAAUUGCUCCGCCACCAUUUUUUACGGGCAGCAGAUGCAGACAUGAUGGAUGUGGGUCAGAUUGCACGACAGGCUGAUAAUCUACAUUGGAUUUUGGAUAUCUUGAUUGAUAGACAGAUAGCUGAAGAUUUUUUGAGGACUUGGGCUUCUCAGUCUGAAUUAUCUGAGGCACAUUCUAAGGUGCCUGCACUCCAUAGGUAUGAGGUUAGUAGAGUCACGGCUAGACUGUUUGUUGGUAUUGGUAAAGGGCAAUUACUAGCUUCCAAGGAUGCUAGGUGCUCUCUUUUGCAGACAUGGUUAGUGCCUUUCUAUGAGGAUUUUGGAUGGAUGAGGAGGGCAUCAAGAGGUCUUGAUCGGCAUUUAAUUGAAGAUGGUCUCAGCAAUACUAUUCUGACCCUACCGAUGGCGUUGCAGCAAGAUAUUCUGAUGUCUUGGUUUGAUCGGUUUUUGAACUCCGGGGAUGACUGCCCAAAUAUCCAGAGGGGAUUUGAAAUUUGGUGGAGAAGGUCUUUCUGGAGGCGAAAUGGUGAGCCUGAACGCCCUCGUCAAAUGCGUGUCAUGACUGCAACAAUUGAGAACUCUUGAGACUUUACCCGUGAAUGAGAUGAGGUCCCCGAUCACUCUGUGAUUGUCUUGUUUCAACUCUUGCUAUUCUUCAGUCCUCAUCUUAUACCAAUUUUUAUUGUCUUCUUACUUUGAAACAAGUAGCACAACUCAAUACUGCAGAGUCAAACUUACAGAGAUGAUUAUGAUCCAAGGUUUUUAAUCCGGAAGAAACCAGACACUUUUUUUUCUGUUUAGGUGUCAUGUGAUAUGAGAAUUUUUUUUUCUUUCUGAUCCCAUGUAGAGCUCUCCUGUCUGUGACUGAAUUUCCUGAAUCAGUGGUUUUAUCACAAAGGGUCAUCCUACUAAAAGGUUGUGCGACUUCCUGAAUGCUGAAAUUCUGUGACAGGGAGAAUUCAUAUCCUCAGUAUAACAAGAUAUGGAUGAACAAUUCAAGCAAGUUGACAAUUUAGGUUAUUUGAGACAUAAGGGAGAUUGUCACUACUUAUGACCAAGGGAAAUUACUAUUGGUUCGUGAUGGCAAUUCCAAGGACUGCAGCAACAUGGUGAAUUCUUGUUGUCUUAGGUCUUCAUCUAUCUUGAGAUCAUCAGCUCGCACGUGUUGAAGCAAGACUGAUCAUUUGUGCCUUUCUGGUUGCUAAUGAAAUUCAUUAUGUCUAUGCCCUUUGUGAGCCAGUUUGGUUUGGUCGUUAGGAUUAGAUGCACUGUUUUUCUCUCGCGUGAAUACUGUAGCACCAUAUUCCUCAGUGUGAACUUUGAAGGUUUUCAAUGUUCUCACUCCUUGAUGAACAGAUUUUCUGAAGAUUACCUUGUUGCUUGAUGUUUAACUUUCCAAUCACUAAAUUUGUUUUGCAUGAAAGGUGUUUGCUCGGC
Messenger RNA from Solanum stenotomum, 2885 nucleotides. RefSeq names its product BTB/POZ domain-containing protein At1g63850. NCBI's taxonomy places the organism in Eukaryota, Viridiplantae, Streptophyta, Magnoliopsida, Solanales, Solanaceae. Bases 105 to 2033 code for a protein of 642 amino acids. The transcript is spliced from 2 exons. Gene Ontology annotation, molecular function: protein binding. The record is from RefSeq and is a predicted model, not a curated record.